Messenger RNA from Eufriesea mexicana, 897 nucleotides. Its product is annotated as mitochondrial 2-oxoglutarate/malate carrier protein. The record is from RefSeq and is a predicted model, not a curated record. The transcript is spliced from 6 exons. The coding region runs from base 1 to 897 and encodes 298 amino acids. NCBI's taxonomy places the organism in Eukaryota, Metazoa, Arthropoda, Insecta, Hymenoptera, Apidae.
AUGUGCGAGAAUGUUUCAACUGCGAAAAAGAAGGAGCCAACAUCCCCAAUAUUUACUUUUAUAAAUGCCGGCCUUUCGGGCAUGGCGGCAACCUGUGUAGUUCAUCCUAUGGAUGUAAUAAAAAAUCGGAUUCAAGUACAACAAGAAAGGACCUCUAUCGGUAAAGUGAUCGGCUCCAUAUAUCGCAACGAGGGAAUUUUGAAAUUUUAUUCCGGCCUUAGUGCUGGUCUCUUACGACAGGCGACGUACACCACUGUAAGACUCGGUAUUUAUAAUCAACUACAAGAAUAUUGGACGGAGAGGUACACAGGGAAACCUAGAUUCGGUGUAUUGGCACUGAUGGCAGCAACUGCAGGAGCUGCAGGCGCCUUUGUUGGUACACCAGCAGAAGUAGCCCUCGUAAGAAUGACAGCCGAUGGUAGAUUGCCAAAAGACCAACGAAGAAAUUACAAAAAUGUGUUUAAUGCGUUUACAAGAAUAGCCAAAGAAGAGGGCAUCACGACUCUUUGGAGAGGAAGUGUAGCGACAAUGGGUCGAGCAGUGGUUGUUAACGUAUCUCAGCUUGCGACUUAUAGUGAAACCAAAUUUUUAAUAGCUACCAAACUGCAUAUACCAGAGAGUGUUGGUCUACAUUUUUGUGCAUCCAUGUUAUCUGGAUUCCUUACAACAUUUAAUUCUAUGCCAUUCGAUGUUGCCAAAACGAGAAUACAAAACUUAAAAGGUGUUGGAAAACCACCUGGAAUAAUCAAGAUGUUGUUGUCGAUAUCGAAGACAGAAGGAAUAACUGCACUCUGGAAAGGUUUCUGGCCUACCUACUGUAGAGUAGGUCCUCACACAGUUUUAACGUUUAUAAUUAAUGAACAAAUCACGAAUUUGUAUAGACGGUACGCGACAUAG